UUCCUGUGCUAUGGCUGCCAACAGACCGGCUUGCGCUGCCUGCCUGGCUUGGGCCUAGCAAAGCUUUCCCAAAAUGCUUUUGGGGAAGGCAGAGAAAUCCUGGAUCCAUUGGCGGCCCCCUUGCAGGUGGGUCGUGGGCAGCAGCUUUGCCUGCUAACAGGGAGAGAGUCCGGGCUCAGUCAAGAGGCCACAGGCGUAGCCAGUUGUGCCCCAAGCGUGCUCGGAGGCAAGCCAGGAUAUCUGGUGCAGAGACCAUGUGACCAGCCCACCCUUGUUGCUGCUAGCCCACCGGUCGGGCGGCAUCAAGGGAAGAUGUUUCUAAUUGGGGGGUUGGACUUAGGAAAUAAUAAAAGGGAGCGAUCCUGAGGUAGUUAGCUUGCUCACCUCUGAAUGUGAUGCUGGAUUUGCGCAGCAGCUUCUUGAAUGCCAAACGGGUAAAUCAGAAUGGAAACCCCUCUACCCGCUGUUUGUUGGAAACAGGCACGUGGGUCCUGCAGCCUCUGCCACUGUUGGAAGGCUAGAUGCCCAAGAGGUUCCCUGGGGCACGACAUCUAUUCACGGUCAUUUCUCCUCCUGCUUCCCAUUUCUGCACCCCAAGAUUCUCCCCAGAGGCGGAUGUGGAGAGACUUUCAGAUGCCUGGAAUCGCCAACUAUACCACAAUGAUGCUGAGCCCAGAUGGCCGGGUCUUGUACGUUGGUGCCCGCGAGAUGCUUCUUGCUCUGAACACCAGCUCCUUCUCUCCUGGGCCCCAGCACCAGCAGCUGACCUGGCACGCCGAGGAGGAAAAGAAACAGCAGUGCAUCUUCAAGGGCAAGGACCCUCAGAGAGACUGCCACAACUACAUCAAGGUCCUGCUGCAGCUGAACGAGACCCACCUGUACACCUGUGGGACCAGUGCCUUCAGCCCCACCUGCACCUACAUUAGCCUGCCAGCCUUCCAGCUGCAGCGAGACCCUUCCGGGCAGCUCUUGCUGGAGGACGGGAAGGGACGCUGCCCCUUUGACCCGGAGUACAGAUCUACAGCCAUCACAGUUGAUGGUGAACUGUAUACGGGCACCGUCAGCAAGUUUCAAGGCAACGAGCCCACCAUCUUUCGUAGCCUUGGCAGCCGCCCGCCCAUCAAGACAGAAAGCUCCCUCAACUGGAUGCAAGAGCCGUUCUUUGUGGGCUCAGCCUUCCUGCGGGAGAGCAGCGCCCAGGAGGAUGAAGAUGGCAAGAUCUACUUCUUCUUCAGUGAAACCGGCAAGGAAUUUGACUUCUUUGAAGACACUGUUGUGUCCCGUGUUGCACGUGUGUGCAAGGGUGACCUGGGCGGAGAGCGUGUGCUCCAGCGACGAUGGACAACCUUCCUGAAGGCUCAGCUGCUAUGUUCCCACCCAGAGGACGGCUUCCCCUUCAACGUGCUUCAGGACAUGUUUGUGUUGACGUCAGGCGAUGGCUGGCCAGAGACGGUCUUCUAUGGGGUCUUUACCUCUCAGUGGGAUAGGAAAGGCCCUGGGGCUGCAGCGGUGUGUGCCUUCCCCAUCUCUGAUGUGAAGGAAGCCUUUGAUGGGCUCUACAAAGAGGUCAACCGGGAGACACAACAGUGGUACACAGACGUCCAUCCUGUGCCAGAACCCCGCCCCGGAACAUGCAUCAACCACAAGACCCGGCAGAUGAAAAUCACCUCUUCACUCCAGAUGCCGGACCGGGUCCUGAACUACCUCAAGGACCACUUCCUAAUGAACAGGGCGGUGCGGAGCCAGGCCCUCCUCGUGCAGUCCCGGUCCCGCUACCAGCAGCUCAGUGUGCAGCGUGUGCAGAGUCUGUGGCAAACCUACGAUGUCUUGUUUCUGGGCACAGAUGAUGGCCGCCUGCAUAAGGCAGUGAUCACGGGACGAGGAGUGAGGAUCAUUGAGGAAAUCCAGCUCUUCCCUGCGAAGCAACCUGUCCUGGAGCUGCUGCUGGACUCUACCCAGGGCCUGGUUUAUGCUGCCUCGUAUGAUGCUCUGGCACAGGUGCCCGUUGCCAACUGCAGCCUGUACCGGAGCUGUGGAGAGUGUGUCCUGGCCGGAGACCCUUACUGUGCCUGGAGUGGAGGGGCCUGUCAGCUGCUCAUCCCAGGCCUUUGGCCGCUCCAGCCAGUGACCUGGGUCCAGGACAUUGAAGGGGCUGAGACAAGCCAGCUUUGCCAGAGCAGCAGCGUGGAACUCAGCCGUUCAGCAGAAGAGCAACCCGAAUGUCAGCAGGUGGUGCUCCAGCCCAACGCUGUGACGCUGUUGCCCUGCCCAGUGCUGUCCAACCUGGCUUCCCGGCGCUGGGUGCACAACGGGGCUGCCCUCGGCUCCCUGGAGCUGCCCAAGGGAGAGCUGCUGCUGGUGGGGAGCCCAGCCGAGGGGGGUCGCUACGAAUGCUGGUCUCAGGAAGGUAGCUUCCAGCAGUUGAUGGCCAGCUACUGUGUGAAUGUGGAGCCAGGACUCUGGGCCAAGCGGGUGCCUCCCCAAGACCCCCUGAAGACCCUCAGCACCUCCAGGAGCAUCUCAGGAGAGAACAUCUCAUUGCUGUUAGAGAGCAGGACCUACAGGACCGAGUUCCUUGUGAUGUGUGUGCUCUUCAGCAUUGCCGUGAUGCUGCUGAUCCUUUUCACGCUGCACAAGCAUCAGGUCAGCCUGAAGGCCUGCCUCAAGCAGGGCCGAUGCAGAUGGUCCCAUCCCAGGACCUCGCCGGACAGAGAGGCCCUGCCCACGGAGAAUAUGCCUCCACUCAGUGGCCUGAACGUGUCUGGUCCUCUGGCAGACCACAAGGGCUACCAGGCUCUGUGCGAGAGUCUCAUGGUGAGCACACCUGGGCACGAGUCCUUAACCUGCCCACGCGUGGCUUUUCUGGAGUCUGAUCAGCGGCCACUUAAUAUAUCCAAGACUUUUGUGGAGGUGUUGGGUCCUGUCCAGCGUCCUCGGGUUCGCCUUGGCUCUGAGAUCCAGGACUCAGUUGUAUGACCUUCCCCAAGAGGCGCCGUUCUGUGGGCUUGAAAGGAGCAGGGCGCAGUCUUCCGGUGUCAUCGUACUCUGGCAGAGGAACAGGCAGAAGGGCAGCCCCACUCGGUUGGGGACCAGGGCCAGGCCCUCGGGGUUCCUGCAUGGCAGUUGGCAGUAAUGUCACAUAGCCUUGAGGGCCAGCCUCAUGUUCUAGGCUGCGCUUCAGCUCAAGCGGCCCAGUCCUUACAAAUACUGCCAGGAUGGGACGGAAUGGGACAACUCGCCCAUGGGUUUCUUCAGUGUCUGCGGGCACCUGGCUCCCGUUUCUUUGGCCUGUGUGGGAGGGGCUGUUGCUGGGAAGGUAACUUGUGUAUCAAAGUUCCUCCUGGAAAUCACCUGUGAAAGGAGAUGCUCUGGUUGAGCAUCCUGUCUUCCUGAAGAAAGAUAUGUUGAUCUGACUUCUAAUGAACUGUGCAGUAGGUAGAAAAAUGGUGGACCGUUUAGUGUCAGAAAAACUCCUGUGUGAUUUGUGUGUAAAACAGAGACCUGGUCCAGAGGAAGGGAGUGGUUAAUAGGCGAUAUCCACUGAUGAGCAGAAAGUAUCGGGGAGCACCCUUCAGGGCUGGCUGAAGGUCUCUGCUCAGGGCCAUACAUACAACAGAAUAAUUGCCCCAUUACUAAAUGUCUGGGCUGGCCUAAAGAGGGGGGAAGCCAUUUUCUUGCAGCAGAUCUCUUCGCUGGUAACAAUCCCCUUUCGCCUGUACCACCAACUGGUGCAGCUGCUUUGGGAAGAGGCCAAGUCCUCACCCACCCCAGGUGUUAAACCCUGGAAGGCCCAAGUCCUGCCCAAGAGGACCGCCAGGAUUCCUGCAGGGAAAGUUCCUUGCAUCGUCGGAAGCAAAGAUCUUCGUGGGAUGCUUUGGGCUCCCAAAGGAAAGUGGGCUUGGCAGCUGCUACAGCUAUUUAACGACGACUGGGUGGGGCUCCCACAGUCCUUCUCCUUCCCACCUACAUGAGAGCGUUGGUUGGAGUGAAGUGUGUCAAAGACUGGGAAGACGGCAAAAUUGUUUUUCUGUUCUUCACUCCUUCAGAGGCUUAAUUGAGCACCCUCUGCUGUGCUGGGAGCAAUACAGAUGAGCUUGUUCUUUGGAAGGUGAAAUAAAGAUGGAGGAACAUGA
Messenger RNA from Crotalus tigris (Tiger rattlesnake), 4133 nucleotides. It is a transcript of the gene SEMA4B, whose product is annotated as semaphorin 4B. Gene Ontology annotation, biological process: positive regulation of cell migration; axon guidance; negative regulation of axon extension involved in axon guidance. The record is from RefSeq and is a predicted model, not a curated record. Lineage: Eukaryota; Metazoa; Chordata; Lepidosauria; Squamata; Viperidae. Bases 445 to 2976 code for a protein of 843 amino acids. The transcript has 13 exons. Gene Ontology annotation, molecular function: semaphorin receptor binding; chemorepellent activity.